Closterium sp. NIES-65 is the source of this 981-nucleotide messenger RNA. The record is from the annotation of a GenBank genome assembly. NCBI's taxonomy places the organism in Eukaryota, Viridiplantae, Streptophyta, Zygnematophyceae, Desmidiales, Closteriaceae.
AUGGGCGAGCGCGGGCUGAAGGGGCUAGCGCAGGCAGCAGGGGCGAGCGCGGCUGCAGGGGCGAGCGCGGGCUACAGAGGUGAGCGCGGCUGCAGAGGCGAGCGCAAGCUGCAGGGGCGAGCGCGGCUGCAGGGGCGAGCGCAGCUGCGGGUGAGAGCGUGGGCCGCAAAGGCAAGCGUGGGCAGCAAGGGCGAGCGCAUGCUGCAGGGGCGAGCGCGGCUGCAGGAGCGAGCGCGGGCUGCAGGGGCAAGCGCAGAUGCAGGGGCGAGCGUGGCUGCAGGGGCGAGCGGGGGCUGCAGGGGCGAGCGCAGGCUGCAAGGGCGAGCACAGCUGCAGGGGCGAGUGCGGGCUGCAGGGGCAAGUCCCGCCGCGUCGCCCGCAACCCCCGUUGCCUCGUCGCGACGCCCCUGCGAAACCCGCGCGGCGUCGCCCCUGCUCGUCGCGGUGCCCCCUGGACGCCGUCCCUGCUCGUCGCGGCGCCUCUGGGGCGCCGCCCCUGCUCGUCGCGGCGCACCCCCCCUGGCCGCUGCCUCUGCCUCACUUGCGCCCGCGCUUGCUUUGCAGCAGCGCGCGGGCCUGCCCUGCACCAGCGACGCCGCCCCUGGAGCAGCCGCCCCUGGCUCCUGUAGCAGCCGCCCCUGUAGCAGCCGCCCCUGCAGCAGCCGCCCCUGGCCCCUCAAGCAGCCGCCACUGCAGCAGUCGCCCCUGGCCCCUGGAGCAGCCGCACUUGCAGCCGCCCCUGGUCCCUGGAGUAGCCGCCCCUGCAGCAGCCGCCCCUGGCCACUGGAGCAGCCGCCAGUGCAGGAGCCGCCCCUGGCCCCUGGAGCAGCCGCCCCUGGAGCAGCCGCCACUGCAGCAGCCGCCCCUGGCCCUUGGAGCAGCCGCCCCUGCAGCAACCGACCCUGCAGCUGCACGCGACGCCGCUCCUGGACCCUGUGCAGCCGUGGGGGGAGGGUAUGGGGGUGGCGGGUGUGCGGGUGA